AGACAUGGAUCCAAAAUAAUCCAAAAUAACCCCACCUAACUAAGCCAAGACGGCCAAGUACAAAAUACCCUUCUAGCAAGUCUAGCAAGUCUCUACUAAAUUUAUAUGAGUUAGAUAACGUCGUAUCCUAUGAUACAUGAUACAUGCCUUGUGCUUAAUGGGUCAAAUAGGUUAUCGUAAAUUCGACAAUUCGGUAUAGGGCCAUAAAACUCAUCCUCGGCCUUUGGAUCCAUCAGCAAAGCGGAGGACUGAUUUUGGACCCCCUUGUCGGGCGAUUGAUACCUAGGAUAAAAUGUCCUUCGAUCGUCGGGCACAUCCUUUGACAGAUUUCCUCGAAAGAUUACAUCGGUGAUCCCCCGAGACGACUUAGAUUUCACUUCAAUACCUUACCGACAAGAUGGCGAUGAGUCUUUCCUCGCUUUACCUAUCCUUCUUCGCUGCUUUCGACGUAGUGCUAGCAACUAGCCUCAACGUAACGGCUAUUGGCGCCAAGGAUGGCAAUUCCCGUUUUGAAUGCUGGGAGCUUGACGCGCCAUUUGUCUCAUCCAGCCAAACGGGCAUUGCCGGAUCACAGACUACGUUUCUAGGAGAUGUUAGCAACAUUACGUAUAACGUGAUCCCGGCGGGUUUUGACAGCGGAGUCCAUAAUACACCUAGAAACCAAUGGAUUGUUGUCCUUAAUGGACUAGCGGUUAUAACACUACCGGACAAUAGCUCUGUCACCGUCGCGACAACACCGGGAGAGAUGGGCCUGCUAUUUGCCACGGAUACACCGGAGGUCAGCCGUGAGGGCCAUGGCAACUAUUUCCCGGGUGUCUCAGAGACUAUCUUUCUUCAGGUCCCCACGAAGGACGGCGCGAUUCCGGAGCAUAAGGUACUGAACGAUGACGGCCCUUGUACUCCGAACAAGUACACGGCGCUCAGGGGGUGGGCGACUGGUUAGCAUUUUGCUUGUGGCAGACGGAUUAUAUGGUGGGAUAAUUUAAUUAUGAAGGCGAAUUGCAUCUUCCAAAUUCCAUUAAGAAUUUAUCAUGACGGUCUUAGUAAUGAUCAUAGUCAAGAGAGAGACACGUUGAUACCGAAGUUAUCUACGACGUUGACUA
Daldinia loculata is the source of this 1103-nucleotide messenger RNA. RefSeq lists its product as uncharacterized. The transcript is spliced from 2 exons. The record is from RefSeq and is a predicted model, not a curated record. NCBI's taxonomy places the organism in Eukaryota, Fungi, Ascomycota, Sordariomycetes, Xylariales, Hypoxylaceae. The coding region runs from base 398 to 943 and encodes 181 amino acids.